Messenger RNA from Eurytemora carolleeae, 795 nucleotides. RefSeq lists its product as uncharacterized. The coding region runs from base 203 to 622 and encodes 139 amino acids. The transcript is spliced from 8 exons. The record is from RefSeq and is a predicted model, not a curated record. Lineage: Eukaryota; Metazoa; Arthropoda; Copepoda; Calanoida; Temoridae.
UGGGUUUCGUUGAACGAAACUCAGUUUAGUUUCCUGCCCUGGGUCCUCCUAUAGCUGACCGGCUAGGAGCCAGGUUAAAUUAACGUCAUGUUGCCAUUUAAAGAAAUUUCAAGGGAUCCUUCAGUGCAGUUUCUUUUAAGCCUCCUUUCCUUUAGAGGCUGAUAUCAGUUUGCACCCAUCCUCCAGUCAUAGAGGCCUUAGAAUGCGUUAUGAGAUAUCAUCACGCUAUGCUCGUUCUUGUAGCCCACAAUCAUUCUCUUAUUCAAGCUUACGACGGGAGUCCCUUUCUGAGCAUGUGGACAGUCUGAUUGCUAGAUCUAGGAUACAUGAUCAGAUCCGAGCCAGCAGCCUUGAACCCUUCUCUGAUAUUGCAGAAUUACCAACUAUUAGAACAUCAACGAUAGUUUGCACUCCGUUGUCUCCUUGGAAUAAAACUGGAGAGUUCUACUACCCGAGGUAUCCUGAAAGCUGGAGGGGUACUGCAGCCACGACACCUCUAAGAGGAGAUUAUUAUUAUUGGAGUAACCCUGCUAGAUAUUACAGAUACAGAGAUUUCUAUCCUCGGCAUUUCUACUAUCCAAGCAGAAGAUACUAUCCUUCAUCUUAUAUACUAUCCAGAUAGAUAGAUAGAUAAAUAUAGGAUUAAGUUGUGGUGUAUACCUCCUUUGAAAUACGAGAGGUGUAAAGGUCUUUAAGAUUAUGUAAUAUUAAAAACCAUUUCUAUUUCGACAAUAUUGAUUAACCCAGUUAACUAAUGUAUUUGUAUUUAUACAAAUAAAAUAAUAUUUUGUAAAA